GAAUAACCUAUUACUCAGAAGUAGCAUUGCAGGAGUGACUCGGUGGAGAAUAACGUCUUCAACUUGUAGAAAGAAAAAUCUAAAUGAAUAACGUCUUCCAUUCAUGCGGUUGGGCUGUUACAAAUAUCUGUCUUCACUCCUGUGAAGUCUGUGGCUGCCUCUCACUCUCUCACACUCGCACAAAGAGAAGAGAAGAUGGAGAUAGUGGAAAAGGUGGCUCUUCCUCUGCUCCUACCAAACUCACCCCCUUCAAGACCCAACAUUCCAACCACUCUUAUCCAUGACCUCACUUCAACUUCCUCUCCCCACCCACGACGGCGCAUAUCCCUCGGCAAAUCCUCCGAUCCCAACCGCGGCAAGCCAUGGUCUUCUCCUCACCUUUCCCCGCAAGGUCACCAAAUUCUUCAUUUCUUAACUCAUUCCCAUUCCGAUUCCAUUAACAUCGAUCAUAUUCUGCGUCCCCUUUGCGACCACCCACACCCUGCUUAUCUGUCUUCCGAUAUUUUGGGCAUAAUCAAGGCUUUAGGGUUUAACAACAAAGGUGACCUUGCCUUGGCCGUCUUCCGUUGGGUUCGUAGAAGAGAUGAUUGCGUUCCCCUUUUGAGCGGUUCUGCAAUACCCGUCAUCAUCAAAAUUAUGGGCAAAGCGGGUCGGGUCUCGUCUUUGCCCUCCUUGCUUCUCGCCCUUCAAAACGAUGGCUUUCAGAUUGAUGUCUAUGCCUACACUUCCUUCAUAAAUGCUUAUGCCAGUAAUGGCAGGUACAGGGACUCCGUCAAUCUCUUCAACAAAAUGCAGCAAGAUGGUUGCGCCCCCACUCUCAUUACUUACAAUGUCAUUUUGAAUGUUUAUGGCAAAAUGGGCAUGCCUUGGUCUAAAGUCACAGCUCUUGUUGAUGCUAUGAAAUCACGUGGGGUUGCCCCUGAUUUGUACACUUACAACACCCUUAUAAGUUGCUGUCGUCGAGGUGCCCUUUAUGUAGAAGCUGUCAAUCUGUUUCAACAGAUGAAGUUGGCUGGGUUUACACCUGACAAGGUUACCUAUAAUGCCUUGUUGGAUGUUUUUGGCAAGUCAAGACGGCCCCAAGAGGCUAUGCGGGUUCUCAAAGAGAUGGAGACAAAUGGCUUUUCUCCUACUAAUGUUACUUACAAUUCAUUGAUAUCGGCUUAUGUUAGAGGUGGUUUGUUGGAGGAAGCCUUGGAGCUUAAAACACAAAUGGUGGAGAAAGGGAUUCAGCCGGACGUGUUUACCUACACUACCCUUCUGUCUGGAUUUGAGAAGGCCGGGAAAGAUGAGCUUGCCAUUAAAAUUUUUGAAGAAAUGAGAGCGGCAGGAUGCAAGCCUAAUAUUUGCACCUUCAAUGCUCUUAUUAAGAUGCAUGGUAACCGAGGAAAGUUUGCAAAUAUGAUGCAAGUUUUUGAGGAGAUCAAGGUGUGCAACUGUUCUCCUGAUAUUGUUACUUGGAACACCCUUUUGGCUGUGUUCGGCCAAAAUGGAAUGGACUCCGAAGUGUCUGGAAUAUUUAAAGAAAUGAAGAGAGCAGGUUUUGUGCCAGAGAGGGACACCUUCAACACUCUAAUAAGUGCAUACAGCAGGUGUGGUUCCUUCGAUCAGGCUAUGGCUGUUUAUAAGAGCGUGCUGGAAGCUGGAGUGGCCCCCGAUCUUUCUACCUAUAAUGCUGUUUUGGCAGCGUUGGCUCGUGGAGGGCUUUGGGAACAAGCUGAGAAGGUCCUUGCUGAAAUGAAGGAUGGUCAGUGUAAACCUAAUGAGCUAACAUAUGCUUCUUUGCUUCAUGCUUAUGCCAAUGGUAAAGAGAUUGAAAGGAUGAAUGCUUUUGCUGAGGAAAUAUAUUCUGGCUCUAUUGAAACACAUGCUGUUCUUUUGAAGACCCUUGUUCUAGUAAAUAGCAAGAAUGAUCUCCUAAUCGAAACGGAACGCGCCUUUCUGGAAUUAAGGAGAAGAGGAAUUUCUCCUGACAUUACCACGUUGAAUUCAAUGCUUUCAAUAUAUGGGAGGAAGCAGAUGGUGGCCAAGUCCAAUGAGAUCUUGAACUUCAUGUAUGAAAAUGGAUUUACUCCAAGUUUGACAACUUAUAAUAGCCUAAUGUAUAUGUACAGCCGUUCUGAAAACUUUCAGAAGUCUGAAGAAAUCUUGAGGGAUGUUCUGGAGAGAGGUAUGAAACCUGAUAGAAUUUCAUACAAUACUGUUAUUUAUGCAUAUUGCAGAAAUGGUAGAAUGAAGGAGGCUUCACGGAUAUUUUCUGAAAUGAAAGAUGCCGCACUUGUUCCUGAUGUUGUAACUUACAACACAUUUAUCGCAACUUAUGCUUCUGACUCAAUGUUUGUUGAGGCUAUUGAUGUAGUUCGAUACAUGAUCAAGCAGGGAUGCAAGCCAGACCAGAAUACUUAUAACUCCAUCGUUGAUUGGUACUGUAAGCUCAACCAGCAAGAUGAGGCAAACAGGUUUGUUAAAAACCUUAGUAAUCUUGACCCACAUGUUUCCAAGGAGGAAGAUCGCCGGUUACUAGAGAGAAUAGCACAGAUGUGGCCAUAAUUUGUUUCAUGACUCUUUGGAUGCAUUACUGGAAUUUGGAAUAUUUCUCGGCCUCUAGUUCAUUGAUGCCCUUAGUCUCCUUCCUUCCUGGUUGCCAUUUUAUAUAAAUAUUUGGGGUAUGGAGGUUGGCGUUCACCCCUUGUAGUUAUAAAUCAAUGUAUUUUUCAGUGGGGUUUAUUUGCAGAAUAAGGCAGCAAUGUGUGUCUCCUCAUUGAUGCUUGCUGGUGCGGUUGUACAGAAACAUUGGGAAAUAAAAGAAUAGAAAGUGAAGGGACUGGUUGGCUUUGAAUAAAAUACCAUGUGGAAUAAACUAAGUAGCAGUGCUGUCUGGAAAGAAAAAAAAAUAAAAAGUGCAGGGAAGCCUUUUGAUAUAGUUUCACUCUGUAAUAGAAUUUACUGUUUGAUUUCCAAUUUAGUCUAUUUGUAACAAAAUAUGUAAGUUUUUAUGUUUUUGUUUGUAUUAAAGAUUAUUCCUGCUGGUGGGAGUGCUGUUUGUAUGAAGGGCAAAGCUUACCGUUUAAAACAUGAAUGACAUGUAGUAUUAAGCUCUGGGUUUGUGGCUAGUAGUCAUGUUUUACUCCCUUGGAAUUCGGAGAAUUUCUCACUAAAACAUUGUCUUUUUCACAACCCCUAAAUUUGGAGAGAAAUAAAUAUGAUUAUAUGAUAUUA
Molecule: messenger RNA, 3219 nt
Organism: Abrus precatorius (Indian licorice)
Lineage: Eukaryota; Viridiplantae; Streptophyta; Magnoliopsida; Fabales; Fabaceae
Product: pentatricopeptide repeat-containing protein At5g02860-like
Exons: 1
Coding region: 196-2550 (784 amino acids)
Molecular function (GO): protein binding
Source: RefSeq, a predicted model, not a curated record